This is a messenger RNA of Cryptomeria japonica (Japanese cedar), 941 nucleotides long. RefSeq lists its product as uncharacterized. The transcript has 3 exons. Lineage: Eukaryota; Viridiplantae; Streptophyta; Pinopsida; Cupressales; Cupressaceae. The record is from RefSeq and is a predicted model, not a curated record. Bases 314 to 664 code for a protein of 116 amino acids.
AUCCAUAGUGGACACCGGUAGCAUUGAUCAACAGGAAAAGGGUGAUUUCUUAGGAGUUGAUUCCAGCUCUAGAGACAAGAAUAUCCAGUGUUCAUUACUUGAAGAUACCAAAACUUCUUACAAGUUUGAAGUAGAUGGUCAGUCUCUACCGUCUUGUGCUAGGAGCCAUCUUGAAGAGUCACUGUCUAUUAAGGACAAAUACAUCCGGGAAGCUUGCGAGGUUUUCCAAGGGAACAAAAAUACAUUUUAUACAGGGACUUUUAUUUCAAAAGCUUGCCCUCUCAAGGCUGAAGUUCUCGAAUUCUUGGACCUGAUGGAGACCACAAUAUCAAAGGUGAAACAACGCAAUGUUUGUCCUGAUGAAGAAAAUGAUGCCUUAAAGGAAAUGCUUGACAUCCGUGAAGAAUUAUUACAUUUAUCUGAACUCCUUCAUCCAAGGCAUGAGAAGCAUCAAGGUUGUGACAUUGAAUGGCUAGAGAAUGAUGCUAUAGGCCGUACCUCUACCAGAUUACAGGAAAGUAGGGACAGAUUGAACAGAUUUAAGGCUGUAUUUGAAGGUAACACCCAGGCUGACACUGAGUGCAUUCAAACAGUCCAAUCUAAAAACAAGCAAAAGAUGAAGCACAAGCCCAAGAGAAAUAAGAAAGGUGGAAAAAAGAAGUAAACUUCCAGAAGAUUUAUCGGUGUAUAGGAUUGAUGGAUGUAUGUAUUUUACAUGACAUCUUUAAAGUGCCAGUGAAUUCAUGAUAUUCUUUUGGUUUGAUGAACUCCUCUUUUAUAAUGUAUUUUAGUAGAACUUAUUUGGUAUAUUCAUACAAAACCCUUUGUACGAAAUUUUACAUCGUCUUAUUAUAUUAAGGUAAUGAAAAGAAGAUUAAAAUUUGUCACAUAGAUUAUAACCAAGGUUGCCAUGCCCCUCAUCUGGGAAAAAAAUAUAUUCA